AUGAUUCCAAUCGAGGUAGCUGCAGAUGACAAUUGCCUCUAUAACUCCAUCAUAUGCUUGAGUGGAAAUACAGCAUCAACACCUAGCGAACUGAGAGUACGAACUUUAAUUGAAUUCGUCAAGAAUGAAAUUUUCUACAACAAUCGUUUUAUGCAUAUUGUUGGGCCACUGAAUGGAGUCAUGAAAAACGUUGCCCGCAAUUUUGCAUUUUCGGAACUUUAUGAAAUUGCAGCAUUGAGCAAUGUUCUCAAAUGCAAUAUACGAAGUAUACAUCCCAUAAUUGAUUAUCGACCUCAUUUAAGCUUCAUGAAUAGUACUUUUGAAUACCCUCGGUACAGCAUUGUGUCCAAAGCAAUUUGCCUAUUUUGGGCACAUACCGAAAGCGAAACCGGUGCACGUAGAAUUAAUGCUGGUAACUGGGCCCCUAAUCAUUUUAUGCCACUUUUGCUUCCAUCAGACAAUUCUCAGAGUCAAGACCACUUAGUUCAACCGAAAAUAUCUGGCUCAGGCUCGACACCAACUAAAGCAACAACGAAAAAUAAUUCGCUUACUCAAGUACGCAUCCCUCAAUUUAAUCAGGAAGAUGAUGAAACACGAUCAUUUCAAGUGCCAUCAACAGUUAUCAUGACAACUAACGAAAUUACAACUCCUCGCACCAAGCGCCGUCUGCAAUUAGCGGAGACUUGUACUAGCGUUGAAAGUACAAUUGUCGAACAGAAACGUAUGCAAGCCCUUGAAAGAAUGACUGCUAAGAGAGCUGCAGCUACACCAGAGGAAGCUGAGAGACAACGGACACUUGCAAGGGAAAGAAGUGCAGCACAAAGAGCUGCCUUAACACCAAAAGAGGUUGAACAACAACUGGCACUUGCCGUUGACAGAAGCAUGGCUAAACGAGCUACUGCGACGCCGAUAGAAGCUGAAGAACAACGAGUACUAGCUCGCGAGAGAAGUGCCGCCAGAAGAGCGGCCCGUGUGUCAGAAGAAGCCAAGCAACAAUAA
Messenger RNA from Rotaria socialis, 999 nucleotides. Lineage: Eukaryota; Metazoa; Rotifera; Eurotatoria; Philodinida; Philodinidae. The record is from the annotation of a GenBank genome assembly.